This is a messenger RNA of Ambispora leptoticha, 439 nucleotides long. The record is from the annotation of a GenBank genome assembly. Lineage: Eukaryota; Fungi; Glomeromycota; Glomeromycetes; Archaeosporales; Ambisporaceae.
GGUGAUCUUAAAUUAUUUGUAUAUGGAGAAAUCCAAUAACUCGAAUUUUGGUAGUUUUUCCCGUCCGCCUACAGAUCAUGAACGUGUUCAUGAUACCUUGGAAAACGAUUUUAAACGAAUGGACAAAAUGUUUGCCAAGGGAGAGAUUUCUUUUUUCGGUCGCAAUUCUGAUAAUGUUUUUAAGGAUUUAGAUUACAUUCGAAGGAAACAAAUUGAAUUGGCACAUCAACACGUUGCUUUAGAGAAUUCUCAAGACGAAGAAUUGCCUGUUAUACCAACAGAAGAUUCUGCUGAAGCUUUUAAACGAAAUGCGGAUCUAUUUGUGAAAAAAGAACAAGACUUGAACAAUUUGAUGGAAAAUCUCAAUAAUUUAAUGGAAAAGCUUGAAGACUUGGGACAGUCAAUGGGUCAACCAUUAAAAUUUCAAAAACCAAAAUAA